CGGCUCCUACGGUGAGAAAAAAAGAGAGAACAGAACAGUUUCAAACACGUCGGCAUAAAUCUCACAACCAGAGCUCCCCUUUUCUCCUUCCCCUCCUGACGGACUUCAUUACUUUAUUUCUCUGCGCACCAAUGCCCGAGACCACGCCGAAACGAAGGAUUUUUUUCCCUUGAGCAUGAAAAGGAUUGCCAAAUCAUCCGCAAUCCAACAUCACCGACUGAGCCACCAGCAUGAGCACUGGAUACAUAUGCUCCAGCAGAAGUUGUUGGCUCGAGCAAUAACAAAUCUUGGACCGCAAAUACAGCUAAGAGGGGAGAGUCAGUUUUAGGUCUCCACAUAAUGGAGCGAGAAUGAACAGAGAGCGGCUUAAAAAAAAGCAUGAACUGGAGGUUUAUUGAGGUCAUCUGCUUCCUGUUUAUAUGGGACCAUAUAACAGUUCAGUCUUCCCGCCAGGACCCGUUGGCCACUGAGCAACAUGUCACCAAGCAAUAUGACUGGCUCAUCUCUGACCGUGGACCUUUCCACCACUCUCGGAGUUAUCUGUCCUUUGUGGAAAGAUUCCGCCAAGGAUUUACGACCAGAUAUAAAAUUUAUAGGGAAUUUGCACGUUGGAAGGUGAGGAACACAGCCAUCGAGAGGAGGGACCUGAUCCGGAACCCCGUGCCGCUCAUGCCUGAGUUCCAGCACAGUGUACGCCUGCUGGGCCGCCGACCCACGACUCAGCAGUUCAUCGACACCAUCAUCAAGAAAUAUGGAACCCACAUACUCCUCUCAGCCACCCUAGGAGGAGAGGAGGCACUGACUAUGUACCUGGCCAAAAACAAGCUGGACAGGAAGCUUGUCAAUGCUACUCAGAACGUGGAAGCUCUUCAUCAGCUGGCCUCGUCCUACUUCAUCGACCGUGACGGGACGAUGAGGAAGCUGCAUGAGAUCCAAAUUUCCACCAAUGCCAUCAAGGUGACAGAGACACGGACGGGGCCGCUGGGAUGCAGUAGCUAUGACAAUCUCGACUCGGUUAGCUCCAUCCUUCUGCAGAGCCCAGAGAGCAAGAUUAAUCUGCAAGGUCUUCAGGUCAUUUUCCCAGAAUACCUGCAGGAGAAAUUUGUCCAGUCAGCCCUGAGCUACAUCAUGUGCAAUGGAGAGGGAGAGUACGUGUGCAGUAACAACCAUUGCAUCUGUCAGUGCGCCGACGACUAUCCCCAGUGCAACUGUCCCAUCACUGACAUCCAGAUCAUGGAGAAUAGCCUGCUGGGGAUGUCUGAGUCCUGGGCCUCUUCUUACAAAGAAUUUGAGAACUCUGAUGAGUUCAAGUCCUUCCUGAAGAGGCUGCCCUCCACUCACUUCCUGCCCAUCAGCAGUGUGCAUCUCCUGUGGGGCAGUGACUGGGACCUUCAGGCUCGCUACAGGCUACUCCAGAGUUCCCUGGAGAUCCAGCGGCUCAAGAUCCAGCGCACUGCCCGCAAGCUCUUUGGCCUCAGCAUCCGUUGUCACCACAACCCCAACCACCAGAUGCCUAGGGAGAGAUCUGUGAUGCAGUGGUUGAACAGGGUUCAGUCUUUCCUCUACUGUAAUGAGAACGGGUUCUGGGGGACCUUCCUGGAGAGCCAAAGGACAUGCGUGUGCCACACAGGUGUUACCUUAUGCCAACGACCCAUCCCAUGCGUCAUAGGUGGCAACAACAGCUGUGCCAUGUGCAGCCUGGCCAACAUCUCACAAUGUGGCUCCUGCAACAAAGGCUACAAGUUGUACCGUGGUCGCUGUGAGCCCCAGAACGUGGAUUCAGAACGUAGCGAGCAGUUCAUCAGCUUUGAAACUGAUCUGGACUUUCAGGACCUGGAACUCAAAUACCUGUUGCAGAAAAUGGAUUCCCGACUCUACAUUCACACGACUUUCAUCAGCAAUGAGAUCCGACUAGAAACCUUCUUUGACCCAAGAUGGCGUAAGCGCAUGUCCCUGACCCUGAAGAGUAACAAAAACCGGAUGGACUACCUCCACAUGAUUAUCGGUCUGUCGAUGAAGAUCUGCCAGAUGAGAAAUAGCAGCAUUGACCCCAUGUUCUUUGUUUAUGUCAACCCCUUCAGUGGUAGCCACUCAGAAGGCUGGAGCAUGCCCUUUGGGGAACAUGGAUACCCACGCUGGGAAAAGGUACGACUACAAAACUCGCAGUGCUUCAACUGGACUCUCCUGCUGGGCAACCGGUGGAAGACCUUCUUUGAGACGGUGCACAUCUACCUGCGUAGCCGCGCUAAGAUCCCAACUGGCUUACGCAAUGACACGGGACAGGGUCCAGUGGAUCUUGGAGAUCCUAACAAGCGGCAGAUCUACAUCAAAAUAUCUGAUAUCCAAGUGUUUGGCUACAGCCUACGCUUUAAUGCCGACCUGCUCCGUAGUGCUGUGCAGCAGGUUAACCAGUCGUACACACAGGGAAAUCAGUUCUACUCCUCCUCAUCGGUCAUGCUCCUGUUGCUGGACAUAAGGGAUCGGAUUAACCGCCUUGCCCCUCCGUCUGCUCCCGGCAAACCCCAGCUGGACCUCUUCUCCUGUAUGCUCAAGCAUAGGCUGAAGCUCAACAACAGCGAGAUGAUUCGAGUAAACCAUGCCUUGGACAUGUACAGCACAGAGAUACUAAAACAAUCAGAUCAUCUGACUGCUAAACUCUGCUGAACAUAGUAACAUUCACAGAAGGACAGCAACGUGAAGCACCCAACAAAUGAACUAGGCGGGGAUAUUAAUCUUAAUUUUCUUUUUCUCUUUUUUCAUUUUUGGACCUUUUCUGCCUUUUGAUGUAAUAUUAACUUUGUAAGCAUAAUUCUUAAAGAGAUAAAGGAAAAAGGCACUGAUGAAAAGCAUUUCAGAUUAAGAUAAAGAAGAUUAAUGGAACCACUAUAAAGACUGUAUCAUAUUUGUCCCAGCAUGUCUGUCAUUCCCUAAAAAGAUCUAAAAAAAAAAGAAGAAAAAAAAAAAGAAAUAUUAAAU
Molecule: messenger RNA, 2976 nt
Organism: Trematomus bernacchii (emerald rockcod)
Lineage: Eukaryota; Metazoa; Chordata; Actinopteri; Perciformes; Nototheniidae
Gene: brinp1
Product: bone morphogenetic protein/retinoic acid inducible neural-specific 1
Exons: 8
Coding region: 379-2664 (761 amino acids)
Biological process (GO): negative regulation of mitotic cell cycle; positive regulation of neuron differentiation
Source: RefSeq, a predicted model, not a curated record